This is a messenger RNA of Rattus norvegicus (Norway rat), 2173 nucleotides long. NCBI's taxonomy places the organism in Eukaryota, Metazoa, Chordata, Mammalia, Rodentia, Muridae. The record is from RefSeq and is a predicted model, not a curated record.
CACUGUUACGAAAGGGGGCUCGUGCUCUACUCGCGCGCUAGCCACCGGACUCCCCUCGCCUCGCGCUCAGCUCGCCUGGUUUCUGAUCCCCGCCAUGGAGGAGGCUGAGACGGACGCCACGGAAAACAAGCGCGCCUCUGAGGCCAAGCGAGCCUCGGCCAUGCUGCCACCGCCUCCGCCUCCCAUCUCUCCGCCCGCCCUCAUCCCGGCGCCAGCGGCCGGUGAGGAGGGCCCGGCGUCCCUGGCCCAGGCGGGCGCACCCGGCUGUUCUCGCUCUCGGCCCCCGGAGUUGGAGCCCGAGCGCAGCCUGGGCCGCUUGAGAGGCCGCUUCGAGGACUACGAUGAAGAGUUGGAAGAGGAUGAGGAGAUGGAGGAGGAGGAAGAGGAGGAGGAAGAGAUGAGCCACUUCUCUCUGCGUCUGGAGUCCGGACGGGCGGACUCCGAGGACGAGGAAGAGCGCCUGAUCAACCUGGUUGAGCUGACCCCCUACAUCUUGUGCUCCAUUUGCAAAGGUUACUUGAUAGAUGCCACCACUAUUACAGAAUGUCUCCACACCUUCUGUAAAAGCUGCAUUGUGAGACAUUUUUACUAUAGCAACAGAUGCCCCAAAUGCAACAUAGUCGUCCACCAGACUCAGCCUCUUUAUAAUAUAAGGUUGGACCGGCAGUUACAAGACAUAGUAUACAAAUUAGUAGUCAAUCUAGAGGAAAGAGAAAAAAAGCAAAUGCAUGACUUCUAUAAAGAAAGAGGUCUAGAAGUCCCUAAGCCUGCUUCUUUGUUUCCAUCUCAAAUAGCUGUUCCACAGCCCGUCCCUGCAAGCAAAGGAAGAACCAAGAAAGCCCUAGAGUCAGUGUUUCGUAUUCCGCCUGAACUUGAUGUGUCUUUAUUACUUGAGUUCAUUGGUGCUAAUGAAGACACAGGACAUUUUAAGCAUUCACUGAGAUUUGAGCCAUUGGAAAAGAAGUUUGUGCGUGUUUCAGGAGAAGCAACUAUUGGGCAUGUAGAAAAAUUUCUUAGAAGAAAAAUGGGUCUUGAUCCAGCUUGUCAGGUAGACAUCAUCUGUGGGGAUCACUUACUGGAGCGGUACCAAACUCUGCGGGAAAUCCGACGUGCAAUAGGUGACACAGCAAUGCAGGAUGGUCUACUUGUUCUUCAUUAUGGUCUUGUGGUUUCUCCUUUAAAAAUAACUUGAAAAUCCAAGAGUAUAUUGGAGGCUUCUGCAGAUGUGCAUCACACCAAAGAUUCUCCCAGAGCAUGUAACCACCACCACUUACGCUGUUAAGAGCUAGCUUCUGUUCUUAGCACCAGAACCCUAGCAAUGUGUACAACUUGAAACAAUAGAAUGUAUUUGCUACACUAAAGACUAUGUAAAAAACAUUCAUAACUCAGGGGAAAAAACUGAAAAACACUGAAUUUUAAAAUUCCUUGUGAUUCCAAAUAUGAGGAAGUUGCUGGUUGCUUCCCGUCCUUGUUGGUCCUUCGGGAGCUGGGUUUCUGCCCUCCAACUCCAACUGCAUGGGUUGGGUGGGUGUCCUUUAGAACAGUUUUGCUUUGAAUUUAAACCUCAGAGUGCACUCAGCACCAAAACUACUGGCCACUUACAUGUUCCUGUCCUAUUCUGAACUUAAAAAAAUUCCAGUGAUACUACUACAGCGCUGUUACUCAGCUCUGAGACUGUUAGAAAUGGCUCGCUCUUCUUGACGUCCCUUAAAUAUGAGGUGCUUCUUUCUGAUGGCUUAUUUGCAUCUAUCGGUGCCACUGGGACAGGUGUCACAAAAGUCCCUCGGUGCGGCUGUUGAUAAUGCCAUUGCUUCUAACAGUAGCAAAAGUUUCAGGUGAAUUACCAGAAGUUUACAUAAUCCUCAUUGUUUCUUCAGUCACUUAGAUUAUCUGGUUCGUGUUUAAUGUUUUUGUUUUCUCGUCAUUUGGAUAAAAAAUCAGAGUCUUUGAGAACCUUGCUUUUCACAAAGACUUACUUGUAAACAUUAUUUUGCCUAAAAUUAGCAUCCUGAUGCUUUCUAAAAUAAAAUUUUAUAGACUUAUUUCAUAGCAAAAUUUCCAAAUCUGUACAGAAAUUUAAAAAAUUAGACUUACAUUGGCAACUGUUUUGUAAAGAAUUUAUGAAUUGUACAUAAACCUCUUCUGACAUUUAAUAAAAGUUUAUUUUAGCCAA